UCAAAAUUUUAAAAAGCUUUAAAAAGCUUAUUAAAAAGUUAUAUUGCUAUAAUGAUUUCAUUCUUUAAAUGUAUUAUAUAAAUAAUGUAUUUCAACUAUCUUUUGCUGACAACUAGUAGAACUUUAACAUAUACAAGAAAUAGUCUAUCAUAUAGUACCAUUUCUGGAACAUUUUCUCAUCAAUAUAAAAGGUCUGUAAAAAGAUGGCAAUAUUUAAAGCUUCAAAUAUCAAAUAUUCAUACGACUCAAAAGCUUUGUUAUCCUACAUCUUUAACUAUAUGUCUUGGUUCAAUUUUAUGUGGUUAUUAUGUAAGAAAAUGGUGGUUGAAACAACCAUUAAUGCAACAACAAAUGUAUAUAACAUGGUUUAAGCAAAAGAGAUAUAUAUUUUAUGGUUCUUUGGCAUUCUUAUCAUUUAUUUUAUUUAUUUAUUGUUUAACAUGUUUUGAAAAGGAUCGAAUAUUGAAGAAACGACGUUUUAUUUUAUUUAAUCAAGAUCUACGAAUUAAAAAUGCUAAAAUUCUUUUUAGAGUAAUAGUACAAAAUAAAGAAAAUGUAGUACCAUUAAAUGAUCCUAAGUAUACAAUUGUUGGCAAUGCAAUAAAAAAAUUAAUAGAUUCUAAUAAAGAAAUUUUUGAAGGAUUGGAUUGGACAGUAACUAUAAUUUAUCGUAUAUUUAAUAUGGCAUCACUUCCUAAUGUUUUGAUUUUACCAGAUAGAAGUAUUAUUAUACUUUCUGAUAUGUUUGAUCUCAUUAAAAGCAAUGAUCAAUUAAUAUUUAUUUUAGCCCAUGAAAUGUCACAUGAAAUGCUUCUUCAUACAUCAGAAACAUUAUCUUUUGGAAUACUAAAUGAUAUUGUAACUAUUAUCUUUUCAUUUAUAAUUUGGGUUUUAUAUCCAAGAAGAAUAGCAGCCAUACUUUGUUCAAGUUUUUAUGUAUUUUCUUCAAUUAUUUUUGCUUGGUAUAGAAGAUCAUCUGAAAUUGAAGCUGAUGAAGUUGGAAUGGAAUUAGCUGCAAAAAGUUGUAUUGAUCCUAGAGAAAUUUUAGUAUUCUGGGAGAUUAUGAAAGUAUUUGAAGAACUUAGUAAAGCAGAUAAAUUUGAAAUACCAUUAUUUAUGCAUCAUCCUAGCUUAAAGAAAAGAAAGAAAAGAACUAUUAAAUUAAUGCCUAAAAUUUUGAAAAUAAGAAAACAAGCUAAGUUUAAAAUUAUUUUAGUGUCCUGAAAUACCUGAAAAGGAUCCUCAAGAUAAUUUACCACAUUAUAUUAAGGAUAUCGAAAAAUUUGUAUUCAAAGAUUCAAGAAUUUUAGGCAUACAGUUAUAAAUGAAACUAUAGAUUUUUUUUGUAUAUCCUUGUAAUAUGAUGAUUAGUCUGGUGAAAUAAAUAAUGCAUUAGUCACAAAUUUUA
This is a messenger RNA of Apis dorsata (giant honeybee), 1408 nucleotides long. RefSeq names its product metalloendopeptidase OMA1, mitochondrial-like. The coding region runs from base 85 to 1224 and encodes 379 amino acids. The transcript has 7 exons. Gene Ontology annotation, biological process: mitochondrial protein processing; protein quality control for misfolded or incompletely synthesized proteins. Gene Ontology annotation, molecular function: metalloendopeptidase activity. NCBI's taxonomy places the organism in Eukaryota, Metazoa, Arthropoda, Insecta, Hymenoptera, Apidae. The record is from RefSeq and is a predicted model, not a curated record. Gene Ontology annotation, cellular component: mitochondrial inner membrane.